AUGUCAUCGAUCGACAACACACCGCUUCGAACAAUCCUUGUCACUGGGGCCACCGGUCACCAAGGUGGAGCGUUGAUCGACGCUCUAGUUGCCGAACCUUCUUCAGCAAAGCAAUUCAGCAUUCUCGCCAUCACCCGCAAUGCCAACUCAUCUAGCGCAAGGAAACUCCUUUCAAAAUCGUCGAACAUCAAGAUUGUUCAAGGUGAUUUAGAUACACCUUCAAAGAUCUUUCAAGAUGCUAAAGCUCUAUCACCCGACGGGAAGAUUUGGGGAGUUUUUUCCAUGUUUGCCAAAGAAGAAAAACCUGCUUCAGCAGAAAAAUCUCAUGAAGUGAAACAAGGUUAUGAAUGGAUAGAUGAAUGUAUCAAAAAUCACGUUGAACACUUUGUUUACAGCUCAACUGAUAGAGGUGGAGAAAAGAGAUCAUGGGAAAAUCCAACUCCAAUCCCACAUUUCAAAACCAAAUAUCUUAUCGAACAACAUCUGUUCCAUUCCAUUGAAACCACAAAAUCCACUAUGAAAUGGGCGAUUUUCAGACCAACAAUGUUCUACGAGAACCUGGAACCAACGUACGAGAUCAAGAUGUUCAUGACAUUCUAUCGUGAUGUGAUGGGUAAUAAACCUGUCGGAUGGAUAGCUACUGAUGAUAUUGGUGUAUUCGCUUCUAAAGCUUUUCUUUAUCCUGAAGAAUAUCAAGGACGUGCAAUUACAUUAGCUGGAGAAGAAAUCACCAUGGAUCAGUUAAACCAAAUAUUCAUCAAUGUGACUGGUAAACCUGUACCUGUGACAUUUGGCUUUAUGGGAUCACUCAUGCGUGUAUUCGCUAAACAUUAUGCUAUAAUGGUAGAUUGGAUGAAAGAUGAAGGAUAUCAGUACGAUAUAGCUGAAUUGAGGAGGAUUCAUCCUGGAUUAAUGGACGUAGAAACCUGGUUAAGAGAGAAGAGUCGGUUUGAGAAGAAGGCGUAG
Molecule: messenger RNA, 966 nt
Organism: Kwoniella shivajii
Lineage: Eukaryota; Fungi; Basidiomycota; Tremellomycetes; Tremellales; Cryptococcaceae
Exons: 1
Coding region: 1-966 (321 amino acids)
Cellular component (GO): nucleus
Source: RefSeq, a predicted model, not a curated record